Molecule: messenger RNA, 979 nt
Organism: Zeugodacus cucurbitae (melon fly)
Lineage: Eukaryota; Metazoa; Arthropoda; Insecta; Diptera; Tephritidae
Product: cuticle protein 38-like
Exons: 2
Coding region: 147-575 (142 amino acids)
Source: RefSeq, a predicted model, not a curated record
GCUACAGCUUAGCAGUGCUCUUUAAGAAUUUUCUGAUUUUUGGUAUAAAUAUCUGACUCGGUUGUUGAUUGAAGGCAUAACAACAUUUGGUGUUAACAUUAGUCUUGCAUUCUUAAAAUCUUUAAAAAACCUCAACUCAAAUCAAAAUGUUCAAAUUGAUCGUUACUCUGUCUGCUCUCUGCGCUGUUGCCUCCGCUGGCUACAUUGGUGGCUAUGGACUCGGCGGACAUGGUGGUUAUGGACUAAGCGGAUUGGGCUAUGGCGGUUACAGUGGUAUUGUUGCACCAGCAUAUCACGCACCCGCCCUUGUGGCAUCCGCACCAAUUGUGAAGACCUACAGCGCGCCCCUCGUAGCCGCCCCUGUGGUGAAGACCAUUGCUCCCUUGGCUACAUCAUACGCCAACACUUACAAAGUGGCCACCAAAGCGAUCCCUGUAGUGCAUGCCGCCCCUGCUGUGGUGCACGCUGCACCAGCUGUAUAUGCCGCGCCCGCCUAUCACACCGCCUCCACCUACCACGGUUCCUUGGGAGGUUACGGUCUGAACUAUGGUUAUGGUCAUGGUUAUUUGCAUUAAGUGUUUAAGGAUUGAUAUGGACUAAGUCGAACCAGGAUAUGAAAAAGGCAAAUGAGCUCUCAGUCAACAUACUCUUGAAGAUUGCUACAGAUAUAGGUUUAAAGAUCGAUAAGUGAUCCGAGCAUCGUAUAUACUAAUUAUAGUUAAACAUUCCAUGAAACACUAUUAUAAUCAUUACCAUAAAAUCCUUUUCAUCACGAAUGAAUUUCGAGUGACAUUAUCGUGUAAAGAGGCUAUUCAUAUCACGAAGUUGGUGGCGAUGGCGAUGUUUACAUGUAGUUAUUGGAAAGAGUGAGCAGUUGGGAGAUCAGAAGCUUUGACUAAGUACCUAUAAGAUUGUUUUUGUGUAUUCGAUUUCGAGCGUAUUUCUAAGUAUUUUUAAUAAAUUUAUACAACGAAUUAAA